Molecule: messenger RNA, 710 nt
Organism: Zingiber officinale
Lineage: Eukaryota; Viridiplantae; Streptophyta; Magnoliopsida; Zingiberales; Zingiberaceae
Exons: 5
Coding region: 145-462 (105 amino acids)
Source: RefSeq, a predicted model, not a curated record
GACGGCUAGGGAUAGUUUCUGACGAGGUAACAAUUGGAGCGGAUCCCGGCCUCGAGGAAAGCUUUAUUCCCCCCUGUGAAGAGGAGGCGGGGGGCGUCAGUGACGGCGAUCGGGCGUGGACGACGACGACGAAGCGACUCCGCCAUGGAGACGAGGUCCGACGAGGAAGGCAAGCUUCCGGACAUUGAUGCUGCAGAGCAUGAAGAGAAGCACAGGAGGUAUGAGGCUCUUUAUGCUCGACGUUUAAGGGCCAAGUACUUUUCCAAGAAGGCUGUAGAUGGAGGGGAUAUAUACGACCACGAAACUACGAUUGAUAAUGAGGUUAUAAAAUCGAGCAGAUGGCCUUGUACAAGAUCAUUUGCUGACCCAAUUAAAUACCUGGAAGAGAGGAACCAAUCAUCUUACGAAACAGAAGCCACAGGCACUCCCAAACAGAAGCAGACUCCUAAGAAGAGCAGUUAGUGGUGUUCUAAAAGCUAAGUCUGGAAAAGGGCGAUAUGUGGAAGUUUGUUAGAGUUUCAUUAACAGAUGCUCACCUUUGAUCAAUUUUAUGAGGCAAACUACUUAAAUUUGAGUUGCAAGACAUGAGAUAAUUGCUAUCCAUUGAUUGUUUAUGAUACUUCUGUCUUAUUCCUCUUAUGGACUUCAAUGGUUCGAGUGAUACUGCACUUCUACCAAAUACAGAUACUAGUUUCUUGAUUUUUGUUCAA